AUGGAGGAGAAACGCAAGGAACGUGAGGAGGCAGAACUAAGCCGGCAACAAGAGCCAGCACCCGGCCCAGCACAGGGUGAGGGGUUAGCUCUGCCCACACCUCAAGGUAAAGGCCUAGCCCCACUGGCAGUGCCGUCACUGCAGAGAGCAAAGGGCUAUAAGCUGCUGGAGGAGGAGAAGACCUCUCCAGUACCUCUCCAGCACCUCUAUCCUCUGGCCGAAGUGGGCAUGGAGGCUGGGAGAGGCAUCCCAGCUUUCCCAAGCCUGGAGGAGAAAGGAGAGGAGGGGCUGCCAAUGGAGAAUAUCUCAAAGGUUUAUGAUGAGACCCUUCCGUCUUACGCCCAGACCACUGAGACGACGGGGGUGAUUUUACAUGAGGAGGAAGUGAAGUCAGCAGAGGCAGAGAAAGGGAGAAUGGAGGAAUUAGCUGAUGAGGAUGUUGAAGUGCAAACAGCAGCAAAUGACAUGGAGGCAUCGGAUACGAUAGAGGACACUAGACCGCUGAGCCGAAUGAGUAAAGCCAGUAGCAGGGCCAGCUACAUUCUUAAGGAACUAACAAACACAGUGGAGGUAGGUGCAAUGGAAACAUCUCACAGGUUCUCUUGCUUGAUCACUAUCCUGUCAUACUUCUGGAUUCCAUCAAACGCAGACAUCAACACUGUAGCUGCCAUUAUAGGGAGCCAGGUCCACCUAUUCUGUCAAGAUGACUCUCUAGACACUCUUUCCCAGCUAACAUGGUUCAAGAAUAAAACCCCACUUGUAACGUUUGCGCCACAGCCACGGAAACACUGGCACUGUCAAGAAUGCCAGCUCCAAAUGAAUAUGUCGACAUCUGAAGCAGAUUCUUAUGCACUCAUCAUCAACACUGUACAGAGGCACCAUGGAGGCAACUACUCCUGUCAGACCACCACAGGCUCCGGAGUGUGGGAGAAGACAUGGGAACUCAACAUUAUUGAUACAGAAGAAGAAGAAGAAUCUCCUUCUAUUCUUAUAUAUAUUAUUUCUGCAAUCAGUGUUGGGAGUAUUUUUGUUGUUGGUUUAACCAUUAUCCUCUUCAAACUAUGUCGGAAAAGCAUACGCCCCGUUGCAGCAGUAAUGGUAAAUACUGUGUAUGAAUCUCAGAAGCCACAAGAAAUUUAUGAAAACUGUCUGGAGGGGAGGCACAGCCAAAGCCACCAUGUGUACUCCAACUAA
Messenger RNA from Knipowitschia caucasica, 1194 nucleotides. The record is from the annotation of a GenBank genome assembly. Lineage: Eukaryota; Metazoa; Chordata; Actinopteri; Gobiiformes; Gobiidae.